AUGCUUCCAGAAAAUGCUUUGCCAAUGUUGCAGAUGCAGAUAUGUCUUAUCUUUCUUGCAACCUUUUUCUUGCACACCAUUCUGGGUCGUCUAGGAAUCCCCAGAUUCACUUCCAUGAGCCUUGUUGGCCUAAUCUUUGCAACCACCUUCACUGAAAAAUGGGCUCAGAAGUGGAGGCAGUUGUUCUUUAUUGACUCCCAGGCAAAUCUGGGGUUGCUUUCAGUAUUUGGCUACAUGCUUUUCCUGUUCUCCACAGGGGUCCAAACAGACAUGAGUGUGAUCCACAGGACUACAAGAUGUGCCACCAACAUAGGGUCUAUUGCCAUUAUGGCUCCCCUUAUAUGCAGCAUGCUUGUUGUGCAUUUUCACUCCGCAAAAUACCUAGACCUUGGUCAGGCAGCAAGACUUCGAGCUAUCUCUGGUUUGUUCUCUGUGACCCCUUUCCCUAACGUUUGCUUAGUUUUAAGUGAUAUCAAGAUCCUGAAUUCGGAGCUAGGGAGAUUAAGCCAGUCCGCAGCUUUGGUUACUGAGUUGUUCAAUGUGUUCUUGAUAACAAUCCUUAAUAUAACCAAAAUUAUGUAUGAAGAUCCAUCAAAAGCCUGGUUUAACCUCAUAGCAGCAGUUUUGUUUGUGCUGUUGGUUGUGUUCAUCUAUCGCCCAGCCAUGUAUUGGAUCAUAAAACAGACCCCAGAGGGUUCUCCUGUUAGUGAUCACUAUGUGUAUUGCAUAUUCAUAAUGGCUUUGUUGGCAUCCUAUGCCACACAUCGCAUUGGAUUUUUGGCUCUCUUUGGCCCUUUUGUCGUGGGCUUGGCUACCCCAGAAGGGCCUCCAUUAGGCACUGCCAUAAUUAAAAAGAUUGACACUUUUGUUAACUGGGUUUUGAUGCCUCUAUUUGUGACCACGUGUGCGAUGAGGGUGGACCUCAGAGACGUCAUGAACUGGGGAUACAGAAUGAGUGGAGAAAUUGACGAGUUCAUGGUGCAAACCCUGAUUAUUAUUGUAGUAGCUACCGUUGUCAAAUUGGUUGCAUGCACUUUGCUUCCUUUGUACAGCAACAUGCCCUUGAAUGACGCAGUUUCUCUCUCUUUGAUUAUGAGCGGCAAGGGCAUAGUCGAAUUGGCUGGAGUCUCCAUUGUCAGAGAUAUCAUGGGCAUGCCAGACAACGUGUUUGCGUUGGUAAUAAUCUGCAUCAUUCUUAACGCCACGGUGAUGCCAAUGCUCCUUGCAUACCUCUAUGACCCCAUGAAGAAAUACUCAGGAAACUACACCAAACGAAACAUCUUCGACCUCAAAAGCAACACAGAGCUUCGAGUCCUCACAUGCAUCCACAGACCCGACAACAUUCCCCCCACCAUCAACCUUCUCGAAGCCACCUUCCCCACCAAAGACAACCCUCUAUGCAUCUACGUCCUCCAGCUCAUAGAACUCAUCGGAAGAGCCUCCCCUCUCUUUAUCUCCCACAAUCUCCAAUCCAAGAAAGAAACCGACUCAAAUAGCUCCAUGGCAGACAAACUCAUCGAUGCAUUCCAAAACUUCGAGCAAGAGUUCAAGGAUGCACUUUUGGUGAACACUUACACAUCAAUCUCACCAACUGAGAUGAUGUACGAUGACAUUUGCACUUUGGCAUUAAACAAGUUCACCUCACUCAUUGUUCUUCCUUUUCAUAAAAAGUGGUCUUCUGAUGGGAAUUUCGUUGAGAUUGAAGAUGAGUCUUUAAGAGAGUUGAACUUUCGUGUCAUGCAAAGAGCUCCAUGUUCAGUUGGGAUAUUGAUUGAGAGAGUGCAAAUGACACAUAUUUUCUCCCCCGAGACGCCUUACUCUGUUUGCAUGCUUUUCAUUGGAGGGAGAGAUGAUAGAGAAGCGCUUUUCUUUGCUAAGAGAAUGACGAAGAAUCCGAAUGUUAGGCUCACUGUGGUUAGAUUUUUCGCUGCGAGAAAUUCGGAGAUAACGGAUUUGCAGGAAUUGCUUGAUACUGAGAUUCUGAAUGAUAUAAAGGCGAAGAAGAAGGUGGGGGAGUCAUCUGUGAAGUACAUAGAGAAGAGUGUGAGGGAUGGACCUGAGACGGCUUUGGCGAUUCGGAAGUUGGUGACUGAGUAUGAUUUGAUCAUUGUUGGUAGACAAGCUGGGAUUGAAACUCCUCAAACUUCUGGGUUGUUGCAGUGGAGUGAGUAUCCAGAACUUGGCGUGCUUGGUGAUUUGUUGGCUUCAACUGAUGCUGCUGGCAAGGCUUCUGUGUUUGUGAUGCAGCAACAAAGAACAGCCAGGGGUAAUUAA
Molecule: messenger RNA, 2274 nt
Organism: Sphenostylis stenocarpa
Lineage: Eukaryota; Viridiplantae; Streptophyta; Magnoliopsida; Fabales; Fabaceae
Source: the annotation of a GenBank genome assembly